AUAUAUAUUUAUUAAAAAAAUAGAAUUUUUUUAUCGUUUCUCAGUCACCACUUAAAGGAGACAGCAUAAGGAAUUCAUCUUAUUACUAGUGGCAUUUCAAUAUUUAUGAAAUUUGAAAAUUGUAGCUGCAGUUCUGAUUCAUGGAUCGUCAAAGAAAACAGAGAAAAUAGGAUCUUCCGAAGGGGCAAGUUUGGGCAGAUUUGAAGACUGAUACGAAAACAGGAGCUGAAAAUAUAAUGGUGAACAAAACAGCUGGUUCCUGCUCUCACAGAACUUAAGGUUUAGUGAGGAAGAUAAAACCAAACAAGCAAGUAACAGAAGACCUGUCUGAGAUGUGGUGGUUUCAGCAAGGCCUCAGUUUCCUGCCCUCCGCCCUGGUCAUUUGGACGGCCGCUGCUUUCAUAUUUUCGUACAUUACUGCCAUCAUUCUCCACCAUGUUGACCCUGCGUUGCCUUACAUCAGUGACACUGGUACCAUCGCUCCAGAAAAGUGCCUGUUUGGGGCAAUGUUAAAUUUCGCCGCAGUUUUAUGCGUUGCUACCAUUUAUGUUCGUUAUAAGCAAGUUCAGGCUCUGAAUCCCGAAGGGAAAUACAUCUCCAAGUUAAACAAGGCUGGCUUCGUACUUGGAUUGCUGAGUUGUUUAGGACUUUCUUUUGUGGCAAAUUUCCAGAAAACAACCUUUUUUGCCGUGCAUAUAUGUGGAGCUGUUCUCACCUUUGGUAUGGGCUCAUUGUAUAUGUUUGUCCAGACCGCCCUUUCCUACCUAAUGCAGCCCAAAAUUCAUGGCAAACAGAUCUUCUGGAUCAGACUACUGCUGGUCAUCUGGUGUGGAGUGAGCGCAUUUAGCAUGCUGACUUGCUCCUCACUCCUGUACAGUGGCCAUUUUGGCUCAGAUAUAGUACAGAAACUCCACUGGAAGCCCGAGGAUAAAGGCUAUGUGCUUCACAUGAUUACUACCGCAGCAGAAUGGUCUAUGUCAUUGUCCUUCUUUGGUUUUUUCCUGACUUAUAUCCGUGAUUUUCAGAAAAUUUCUUUGCGAGUGGAAACCAAUUUACAUGGAUUAACCCUCUAUGACACUGUUCCUUGUCCUAUUAACAACGAGCAAACACACCUACUUUCCAGAGAUGUAUGAUGAAAAGAUGAAACAUGCGAUGAUUAUGAUUCUCAGGGAUUGGGAAGACGUUCAUAAGUUACUACUACUGAUCUGAAAUUUUCCACCAAUUAAGGCUGACAGUGACAUUAAUGGGUCCUGAUAACCAAGAAUCAUGAAGUAAGCCAAUUUAUAAAUUAUUUCAAGGGAUAUAUUCAAGUGGAUCAUGUAAAACCAUUUCUGCCUAUACUUUUUUUACUCGCAGGAAAUAAAACCAAAGGACAAUAGCACUAGAUUUUUUUUCUACUUUAUUGAAGUGAAACACCAGAAGUGCACUGAACCGUCCGCAGAAUCCAGCAUUUCACGUUUUAGAAAUUAUUGUAAAGCAUGUUUUGUUUGGAGCACUUAGGCAAGUCAUUUUCCAGGACACCAAGUGAUCAGCAUUGCUCAGCAGCUCCUUUCAAAUUGGGUUUUGCAGUAAUAGUUUUACCCUAUUAAUACAUUUCUUACAGUCUUUUAAAAAAUCUUUUUCUGGAAUUCACCAAUAAAGGGAAGCAGACCUGAGUUCAUAUACCAUCUGUGGUUAGUUUUAGUGGUAUUGAAUUGAUGCCUGCCACAAAGCCAGAUAUGAUGCUAACUGGUUUGUCACACAUGGUUAUAAUAAUUUCAUGAAGCUUAGUCUCUGAUAAGAGAUUUUAAUUAAAACUGAGAGAAGCAGCUAUAGUUAAAUUUAUGCCAAUCAUGUUUUGCAUAAAACGAAGGUUAGUGUUCAUUCAUGAAUCUGAGGACUUUGUGAAUAACGGCAGAUAUCAUUAAUAAUAGUUACCUUAAACUACAGUCAAGAACUUUUUAUAGAUUUUUCUUUAUAGCAAAUUAUAAUUACUUGUAAAAGUAGCCUUGAGCAGGCAAAUAUUGAACCUUUUUACUGGGAUGUGAUGUUUGUAGAAAUCAGAUUCUAAAGGACAAAAUGAGCAACUUGAAAAAAUUA
Molecule: messenger RNA, 2079 nt
Organism: Myotis davidii
Lineage: Eukaryota; Metazoa; Chordata; Mammalia; Chiroptera; Vespertilionidae
Gene: DRAM2
Product: DNA damage regulated autophagy modulator 2
Exons: 10
Coding region: 333-1133 (266 amino acids)
Biological process (GO): regulation of autophagy; photoreceptor cell maintenance
Cellular component (GO): lysosome
Source: RefSeq, a predicted model, not a curated record